AUGUCAUACUACAACAGAUACAAGAACAAGAGAAGACAGAAUGGAGGAGGUGGCCCAGGUGGUAACAACAACAACGGCAACAAGGGUCCUGACGGUAGCGAUCCGAACACGCUGGGUUUGCUGGGCAACCAGCAGGCAGACGCAGUGUUUGAUCUGGGGAAGAACAAGCGGGUCACUGUGAGACAGUUCCGGAAUAUCAACUUGAUCGAUAUCAGAGAGUACUACAUGGACAAUUCUACAGGUGAGAUGCGUCCCGGGAAGAAAGGGAUCUCUUUGACGGAGGACCUGUACGAUGAGUUGCUGAAACACAGACUGAAUAUCGACGAUGCCUUAAGAAGGUUUGGAUCCAGGAGACCUAGAACCAAGACUGUCCGAUUACUAUCCGACGAUGAAGACGACGACGACGAUGCCGAUGAUGGGGACAAAGAGAAUAAAAAGAAUGAGAAGAAGAGCAGUAAGGACAGCGAUAAGAACAAAGCUGGCGGUGAUAGUAACGAUAAAAAUGCUACCGCAACAGCAACUGGUGAUAAUGGUAAGCCUACAAAGAAACGGACCAGAGAGAAGGACAUGAAAGAAGGCGAGGAGAUCGAAGUCAAAUCCAGAAAACAGAAGGUGGCUCCACCUACUUUACUACUGCACGAAGAGACAAUCGCAAACGCCAAGAGAGAGGCAAAUGCUACAUUGGUGAUCCCUAGUCUCCCUAAGGCUCCCGAAGUCAAGGCUCCCGAGGCUAAGGCUCCAGAGCCAAAACCCGAGCAAACUGCUGCCGCUACUGUCCCAGAGGUCAAAGCUGACGAGCCUGCCCCUCAACUGACGGAAUCCCCAGCGGUUGCUCCAGUUCCUGAGACUCAAGAUAACAGGGACAACAAUUCCAGCGAUGGCGAAAGCCUCGAGGCGGAGAUGAACAAGAUCUUCGACGAGGUCAGCGAAGAGGAGUAG
Molecule: messenger RNA, 939 nt
Organism: Maudiozyma barnettii
Lineage: Eukaryota; Fungi; Ascomycota; Saccharomycetes; Saccharomycetales; Saccharomycetaceae
Gene: SUB1
Product: chromatin-binding transcription coactivator SUB1
Exons: 1
Coding region: 1-939 (312 amino acids)
Biological process (GO): positive regulation of transcription initiation by RNA polymerase II
Cellular component (GO): transcription regulator complex; nucleus
Molecular function (GO): DNA binding; transcription coactivator activity
Source: RefSeq, a predicted model, not a curated record